AUGUUGUGUUCUCCAAAGCAUGACGCUAACCUCUGCUGCAGCUGCUGCCUGUGCUGCUGCUACCACUGCUGCUGCUACCACUGCUGCUGCUACCUGUGCCGCUGCUACCUGUGUUUCUGCUACCACUGCUGCUGCUACCACUGCUGCUGCUACCUGUGCCGCUGCUACCUGUGUUUCUGCUACCACUGCUGCUGCUACCACUGCUGCUGCUACCUGUGCCGCUGCUACCUGUGUUUCUGCUACCACUGCUGCUGCUACCUGUGUUUCUGCUACCUGUGUUUCUGCUACCUGUGUUUCUACUACCUCUGCUGCUGCUACCUGUGCUGCUGCUACAAGCGCUGCUACCUCUGUUUCUGCUACCUCUGUUUCUGCUACCUUUGUUUCUGCUACCUCUGUUUCUGCUACCUGUGUUUCUGCUACCUGUGUUUCUGCUACCUGUGUUUCUACUACCUCUGCUGCUGCUACCUGUGCUGCUGCUACAAGCGCUGCUACCUCUGUUUCUGCUACCUCUGUUUCUGCUACCUGUGUUUCUGCUACCUGUGUUUCUGCUACCUGUGCUGCUACUACCUGUGCUGCUGUUACCUGUGCUGCUACUACCUGUGCUGCUGUUACCUGUGCUGCUACUACCUGUGCUGA
This is a messenger RNA of Coregonus clupeaformis (lake whitefish), 636 nucleotides long. RefSeq names its product keratin-associated protein 5-5-like. Bases 1 to 636 code for a protein of 211 amino acids. The transcript has a single exon. The record is from RefSeq and is a predicted model, not a curated record. NCBI's taxonomy places the organism in Eukaryota, Metazoa, Chordata, Actinopteri, Salmoniformes, Salmonidae.